UCAAAGAUGUUUUAAAAAUUACAGGGCAGUUUUAUUCAGUUUACGUGUAUGAUCGGACGGAUCUGUGAAUUUAUUGCAGUGAUGACAAAAUGUUUACAGUCAUAAGACGUCGAAUCAGUUUCGUAGCAUUACUUUAUUUCAUUCCUUGUGUUGUGUCUUCACACGAAUAUGAAACUUGGCAAAAAUCAUUAUACGUGGCACAAGAACCGUCCGAGGGUUCCGGGAAAUUAUUCGUAAUAAAUAAAUUCGAUACAGUCGGAGAUGGUUCACAUUUUGAAAGAAAAAAACGCGAAGCGCCAACGACCCCGGCGCCGGCUCUUGAGAAAAAUAUAAGUACAUGGACAACACACCUAAAUGACAGUCACCAGCAGUUGAUGGUGCACUGGGUAGGCGAAGGGUCCAAGGUCAUAAUUUGCUUAGCAAGAGACUCUAGUCCAAGGAGUAAUGGAACAUUAUCACCAUCUGCUCUGUUCAUCUCUUACAACUAUGGCCAGACAAUUGUUAAUAAAACAGAGAGCUUCAGGUUGGAUGAUACACCAAAUAGUGGAUAUGCACAGCUCGACAGGUUCUACAAUCAUCCAAAACAUCCAGAAUUUUGUGUUUUUGUUGAUUCAAUCAAUAAGAGAUUGUACUAUACUGAUGAUAAUGGUCAAAAUAUACACAGAUCAGAGCUCACAUUUCAUCCCAGUGAGUUGUUAUUCGAUGAAGAUAAUCCCAAAAGAUUUGUUGUUUUGGAUAAAGUUGGUCGGAACCGUAUGCUGUACAUGACGUUCAAUGGUGGCAAGACAUUCACUCUCAUUCAGAGCUAUGUGAAAACGUUCUUCUGGUCUUCUGGACCUGGUUUUCCAAAGAUGUUCUACUUAGAGCGCUGGGAGCCUAAUCGCAGCAGCACUAUACUCAGUGUCAGUGAUCCUGAGGAUAUGAGCAAUGCUAAAGUCUUGUUCGCCAAUGCCAAGGAGUUCCAGAUCAAAGGAGAUUAUAUGUUUGCUAUGAGGCAAAAAGAUAAUAACACGUUAGACCUUUAUAUUUCGCAUCAACGAGGUCCAUUUUACAAGGCCGAGUUCCAAACUGAACUUGACAGAAGGAAGUUCCACAUAGCGGAUGUGACGGACAAACGUAUAUUUAUCUCUGUCAUGCACACUGAAAACCUUACCAAUUUGUACGUGUCAGAGAUAAGCAACAAUUUCACACAGUACAACUUCGUGCUGAGCUUGGAGCAAGUUCUGUGCUACUUCCCUCAGGGUAAUUGGAAGGAUAGCUGGUUGGAAGACGUAACGGAUGAUGCAUUUACGGACCUGUACCGGGUGGAAGGUCUGAAGGGUAUCUAUAUAGCGUCGAAGGUCAACUCAAAGUCGCUGAUUGCCGACAUCGAACCCGAACACCUCGUCUCCCUCAUCACCUUCGACCACGGAGUCACCUGGUCACCGAUCAAACCACCGGCGGAAGACGAAAAUGGAAAACCUCUUAGCUGUAUCGACACGAAUGACAGCGAGAAAUCUUGUAGUCUACACCUGUGUCAGAAAUUUAGCCAGUUGUAUCCAGUCACGAGCCCUCCUGGAAAUGUGAUAAGCAAUGCUAUGAGAUCCGCAAGUAUAAUGAGUUCUAAAUCAGCGCCGGGCAUUAUAAUGGCGACUGGAGUAGUGGGUCGUUCCUUGAAAGGUAUUCCCGGGGUUUAUUUGAGCCGUGACGCUGGCCUUACUUGGAAGAGAAUCCUCAAAGACUUCUACUUCUUUAAUUACGGUGACCACGGCGGCGUGCUGGUGGCCGUGAAGUACUUCAAAAUGUUGAGUGAAACUAAAGAGAUUCUCUAUUCCACGAAUGAAGGCAUGGAAUGGAAUUCUUACCAAUUUAACGCCAACGAUCUUCGAAUCUACGGCCUCAUGACCGAACCGGGAGAAAAUACAACUGUUUUCACGAUGUUCGGUUCGGCAAACGAACAACAUCAGUGGAUUAUCAUUACCAUAGAUCUUCAGAAAGCUUUCCCACGUAACUGUACAGCAGAUGACUACAAAGAUUGGUCUCCUUCCCCACCGGAUACUACAGCGACUUGUGUGUUGGGAACAAGGGACGUAUUCCAACGUCGGCUCGCUCACACCAAUUGUUACAACGGUAUCGACUACGAUGGACCUAUCAGGAAAGAAGUGUGCGAGUGCGGUAGAAGAGAUUUCGAAUGCGACUUCGGUUUCGUUCUAUCGCGUAAUGUAUGCGUACACAAUAAGACAUCGAAAUACGAUCCGUAUUCGAUUCCACCGUCUUGUCGACCUGGCGACUAUUAUGAACGUACGAAAGGCUACAGAAAGAUCGAUGGCGAUGUUUGCACAACUUCUGGAUACUUGCCGUACACUCCAGAUGUAAUUCCCUGUCCGCUCGAUGAGCCCACUGAAUUUCUAUUAGUUGCGCUGAGAGAUAAAAUCGCUCGCAUCGAUUUAUCGGAUAAUACCACUAUUUUCCCGAUCAAAGACCAACAGAAUAUUGUUGCUAUUGAAUUUGACAUGAAAAAUAAUUGCAUCUACUGGGCUGAUAUCGAAGUGGAUAAAAUCAGUCGACAGUGUUUCGAGACUGGAUUCGUUCAAGAGGUAGUCGUCGACACCGAUCUAGCCAGUAUUGAAGGCAUGGCUCUCGAUUGGAUAUCCAACGUUUUAUUUUUUGUCGACGGCAUGAGAAAGAAAAUUGAAGCGGUACGAACAGAUCUGUCGAGCGAAGGAAGAAUGAGAGUUACCAUUUUAGGCCCCGAUGUAUUAUCUAAACCGCGGGGUAUAGUUGUGCAUCCUAAAGCCGGCUAUCUCUUCUGGACGGAUUGGGAUAGAAACAAUCCUUCAGUCUCUCGAUCUAAUCUCGACGGAUCGCAUAUUGUGAGACUGUUCGAAAAGCCAAUAGUGCAGUGGCCGAAUGGCAUAACUAUAGAUCAAAUGUCCGAGAGAAUAUACUGGGUGGACGCUAUGGAAGAUUACAUAGCGAGUGCAGAUUUGAACGGUCAAUAUUUUAAGAAAAUUUUAGUGAACGAUGAAAAAGUAUCGCAUCCAUUCGCGGUCGCCGUGUUAAAGGAUAAGAUGUACUGGGACGAUUGGAAAGCCAAGUCGAUAUUUAUAGCCGACAAGGACAAUGGCCAAAACGUUAUCACGAUCAACGGUUCCUUCUCUGGUCUGAUGGGUCUGAAGGUGUUCGCGCACUUCAUCCAGCACGGCAGCAACGCCUGCUCGUACAAAAAUACGAGCUGCGACGCGCUGUGUCUGGGCGGGCCGGGCAACUCGUUCAGCUGUCUCUGCCCCGACGGCUUUGUCAAGUCUCACGGCAAAUGUUUGUGUCCAAACCUCGUCGAGCCUUACGCCAAUCUGACCUGUCCCAAGAAGCCUGGCGCUACCUGCGCUUCGGAUCAAUUCACGUGCAAGAACGACAUGUGUAUAGCCCAGUCGUGGCGCUGCGACGGCAACGACGAUUGCGGCGACGGGUCCGACGAGGCGGGUUGCCUGUGCGCUCCGCCGCGCGUCGCCUGCGACAACGGUAGCUGCUACCUGCCGCAGUGGCGCUGCGACGGCGACAACGAUUGCUCCGAUAUGACUGAUGAGAAAGAUUGCGGCAAACACAACUGCAGUGAGAACGAGUUCCAGUGCGGCAAUGGCAACUGUGUGGAUAAGCGCUGGGUGUGCGACGGCGACAACGACUGCAAGGACGACUCCGAUGAACGAAACUGCACGACUCAAGUAAAGCGUCCGAAUACACAAGUGAACUGCUCAGUGCACAGUUUCGCGUGCAACGACAGCAGCGGCAUGUGCAUCCCCAACUCCUGGGUGUGCGACAACGAGACCGACUGUCCCGGCGGAGAGGACGAGCGCGACGACCGCUGCAGGAACUCAACCUGCGCCCCCUACAUGUUCCGCUGUCCCAGCGGGAAGUGCAUCUACAAGUCGUGGGUAUGUGAUGGUGAAAACGACUGUAGCGAUGUGGAAUCUUCAGAUGAGAAGAAUUGUACGCACAUCGGCCACUCUAAGUUGCUACCUCGACCUACCACAGAGAGUCCAUUCAGCUUCCCGACGAAUAGCUCCUGUUUAGACUGGAUGAUUCAAUGCGACAAUGGCAACUGCUUGCCGUACUGGUGGCGGUGUGAUGGUAUUAACGACUGUGGGGAUAAUUCUGAUGAGGUCGCCUGCGGAGUGCACUUCGUCGAGCCCAAGCCGAUAAACCGAGCUGAUAGUGUGAGACAGAAAUGUGGAAAGACUAGAUUUACUUGUUCUCCUGGUGUGUGCAUCCCAUUGUCGUGGGUGUGCGACUCACAGGAGGAUUGUGUGGACGGAUCCGACGAGCACGGUUGCCGCGGGCGGGCGACCGCGAUCCCCUUCCCGUUGCCGACGUGCGGUGCGCUCGAGACGACCUGUCGCGACGGCGGCUGCGUGCUUACUACUAAGAUCUGCGACGGCGUUCCAGACUGCGCUGACCAUAGUGACGAGACGCAUUGCACUAUGAAGGCAAGCAAACCUUCUGGGGCAUGUCCGGGCGACCAGUUUGAGUGUGACGAGGGUACGAGGUGCGUGUGGCGCGGCGCACUGUGCGACGGCAGACAGGACUGCUACGAUGGCUCCGACGAGACCAACUGCUCCAGCCACGAACACAACUACCAUUACGUUAGCCUGGGUGUGGACCAGUCGUCCAUCAACUCGACCAGUUUCCUGGUGUCGUGUUGGCUGGCGCAGCAGCAGCGCGUGGUGUACAGCUUCCUGCCCUCCAUCGCCAACGUCAGUGAUGGCAUCUGGCGCAACAUGACCUGGACCACUGACAGCGUAUAUCGGUUCACAGGCUUAGAGCCGUACACAAAUUACAAUGUGACGUUCUACAUCAGAGACAGCAAAUCAAAUAAGACUUACCCCUCAAUGAAAUACGUCAAUACUACCACCGGAGAAGGAGUACCGUCACCGCCAUUGCGUGUGAGUGUGCGUCAAAUGAUCGGAAGUCGUGUAAAUGUAAUUUGGGACCCGCCAGCAGCACCGCGAGGUCGUCUGCGACGUUAUACUUUGUACUACGCCCCCCCACUUCCACCAGCACAGAAGGUCGUCUUUGUCACCCACCACGAGCCCGUCAGUCUUACAGUGAGGGGAUACUUCAAGCCUAACACUAAUUAUUCAUUCUGGGUAACGGCAACAAAUAACGCUUACACAUCAAAUUCAUCAGAAGUGAUGUACUUGACAUUCGAUGAAGUAGGUGACGUGGAUGAUCUAAAGAACAUCACUGUGACGAGACUCCCCAACAACUCGGUGUCCGUCAAAUGGGACAAGAUUCGCAGCGUAGACGGAUACCUCGUCAGUAUACAGCUACCUCUUCUCUACUCCAGACUCCAGCCAAUACGCACCAAGGAGAAUAAUGUCACACUGAAAAACCUACCACCUGGUGUGAAAGUCUUCAUCCACGUGAUGGCAUACAAGGGUUCGAUGAUCGGUGAGCCUGUCACCGAGGUGAUAAUCACUGAGGGUGAGCGCGACGAGAUGCUCAACAUGACAGCUAUACUGCUGAAGGAGAAGAGGACUGCCGUACUCCUGACCUGGUCACCACCACUUGCUGAUAGGUACAAAGGCAAGGAGCUGCAGUACCAAGUUAUUUACACUGACGCCGCGCAUUGGAGGAUACCGACUGACUUGAAGGAGGAUCAUGAGAAGAAAAUAAUAACAAAGAAUACGAGCAUAGUUAUAGACGGCUUGCACGCUUGUGAGACUUAUGUGUUCACUGUCAGUCUACUCGGUGGACCCGUUGCCAAGUAUAAGGAGAUUGUCACCAGAGAGAACCCCAAAGCGCCCAUAAAGGAUUUGGAUUAUGAAUACAACAAAGAGAAGUCAGAGCUUAAGAUUAAAUGGCACAUCAAUUGUAAUGCGCUUAGUGAAGCUGUACCUUACAGGCUGGAAAUAACAGAACUGACACACAACAAAGUUAGUCGGUAUGCACUCAACGCGACACGCAACUCAUCUCUAGAGCACGUCAUAGAAAACGUUCCCGUCGGCGGCAGAUUCAAUAUUUGUGUUGCUGCGCACGUAGAAGGUGCAUCAAAGCGUUGUAUUGACGUACGUACGGGAUCGCUGCCGGCGCCCCGCGGACUUGUCGCCUGGCUCGCACCCAAUGGACACCUCGUACUCAACUGGCAACAUGUUGAAGGACCCGACACACCUAAGCACAAGUAUCAGAUCAUAGUAUCAGAGAAGGAGAUCCCAGAGGACCUGGUGCAGCCUGAUGCGGACAUGCGUGUGGAGGAGGCGGAGCGCUCACCGCUGCUGCUGGCCGUGACCGCGCCGUCGCCCGCGCGCCCGCUGUACGUCAGCGUGCGCGCCGUCACUCACGACGGCUACUACAGCGAGCUCAGCGAGGUCAACACUCUAACUAUGGAAGAUUCCGAGGUGGAGGGAAUGGGGAGGGCGAGCGCGGUGUGGUGGGGCUGCGGGGCGGCGGUGCUGGCGGUGGCGGCGCUGGGCGCGGCGCUGCUGUACUCUGCGGUGCGCCAGCGCAGGCUCGCGCGCAACUUCCUGCGUCUCUCCGCGCACACGCCGCGCUACGACAGUCGCCGCGGACAGGCCACCAUUGAGCACGACGACGACGACGUGCCUCCUAUACAAGGGUUCUCGGACGACGAGCCGCUCGUGAUCGCGUGAACCCGCCACCUUGUGAUGUAACGAAAUCUUGUCAUUAUUAGUAUUUUUAUAUUUAUUUAUGUUAAAAUUCUAUGUAGAAAGAUUUGAAUUCACUUUACGUAAUGGUUGUAUGUUUAUAAGUCGACAAAGUUAACUAUGAAAUGACGCGACUGACAAAAAUAAAGCCAUCUGAAUACCAGUACAUCCAAUUUUGGUCACUUUACAGAUAACUUGGCCAUAUUGUAAAAAUUGACAACGAUUAGUUGAUCUAUGACGUCUGCUGUCACUUUAUAAGAACUGAACUGUCAACUUGUUUUGACAGCUUGUCAUUUCGCGAUGACAGUUGGGUUCAUUAUUUAAUUUGAAUAAACAGUUUAUGUUCAAUUAUAACUUGGACACAAAUUGAUCUCUUGUAAAGUGACAACGAGUUAUUUCAAAGUUUUAUCGUCAUUAAUAACUUAUUUUAUAGUUUUUGAACACAAUAGA
This is a messenger RNA of Papilio machaon (common yellow swallowtail), 7091 nucleotides long. RefSeq names its product sortilin-related receptor-like. Gene Ontology annotation, molecular function: protein binding. Gene Ontology annotation, cellular component: membrane; Golgi apparatus. The record is from RefSeq and is a predicted model, not a curated record. The coding region runs from base 90 to 6626 and encodes 2178 amino acids. NCBI's taxonomy places the organism in Eukaryota, Metazoa, Arthropoda, Insecta, Lepidoptera, Papilionidae. Gene Ontology annotation, biological process: post-Golgi vesicle-mediated transport. The transcript is spliced from 28 exons.